This is a messenger RNA of Triplophysa rosa, 1250 nucleotides long. RefSeq names its product phospholipase A and acyltransferase 4-like. Gene Ontology annotation, biological process: N-acylphosphatidylethanolamine metabolic process. Bases 654 to 1103 code for a protein of 149 amino acids. The record is from RefSeq and is a predicted model, not a curated record. Gene Ontology annotation, cellular component: cytoplasm. NCBI's taxonomy places the organism in Eukaryota, Metazoa, Chordata, Actinopteri, Cypriniformes, Nemacheilidae. The transcript is spliced from 5 exons. Gene Ontology annotation, molecular function: glycerophospholipid phospholipase A1 activity; A2-type glycerophospholipase activity.
UUUCGCUGUUUAUCGCUGUUCUCACGGCGUGAUUGAACACAUUACCCACUGCGUCAGUGGAAAUUAUGCAUUUUGCCCAAGCAUAGAACCGUUUCUGAUUGGCUCCCACUUGCGCGGCAUGCAAUGGGCUGAAUGCUCGUGUUUGCUGCUAUGCUGAUUGGCAGAGGGGGUUUCCCUCACACUUGCCUUGUGAUUAUGUUGGGAGAGCGCUGGGGUCCGCUCUUUGCUGCUCUCAUGGCGUGAUUUUAUACGGUUCCCUAUAGCAUUUCACGCAAUGUUGAGAGACUUCUCUCGAAUGGGAAUGUCUCCGGUUACUGUCGUAACCUCGGUUCCCUGAGAGGAGGGAACGAGACAUUGCGUAAACUGCCAUGUUCGCGGGCUCAGAUCGUCGCGCUGUAAUGUUCAGUCGAAAGAUUGAGGGUAUGCUGUCCAGACGGUGUAUAGGGGCAGUUCUAUUUUUAUUUCUACUGGCGUUGUGCAAUAAGGCUUCAGUAUAGGUUUGGAGAAGGGGAUUCCCCGUAACGUUUCACGCAAUGUCUCGAUCCCUCCUGUCAGGGAACCGAGGUUACAACAGUAACCGGAGACGUUUCACUUUUGAUCUGACUGCGACAAACACUGAUCAGUGUCAACACGGAUUCAGCUUGUAGGUUACCAUGCCACCAGCUAAAAAGUAUGAUGAGAAGCCAGAACCAGGAGACCUCAUUGAAAUCUUCAGAGCAGAGUAUGCUUGCGCUGGGUCUUACAGCAUGAUGUCAGUCACGUGUGAAAGAGCCUUAGUGAAGAAGGAAGAAAUCUGGGAUGUUGUAGGCUCGGACGAGUACCGUAUCAACAACCUUCUAGAUGACAAAUAUGAGCCUCGAGAUAUCAGAGAUAUCCUACGGGAUGCACAGAGGCUUGUGGGCAGAAGGCGUCCAUACUGUGUGGUCAGGCGUAACUGUGAGCACUUUGUCACGGAGCUGAGAUAUGGAAAGCCAGAGUCCCACCAGGUACGAAAAGCGGUGGAGAUUGGUGUUGCAGCUGGUCUUGCAAUAGCUGCCAUUGGAACAUUGGCUUAUGCUGCUGGCUUUUUUGGCUCGAGAGACAAAGAGAAGCAGACAAAAUAAACGCUUCGACAUGCACAACCGAGGCCUUUACAAUUUCAUAUCAGUACAUGUAUUUAAUGUAAUGUAAAACUCGUUGAUUUCCAACAAACGAAACGUAUAAUAAAGUCUUUCACCAUUAAUAAAGGAAAUACUUUUUCAAUUUACUUU